GACUAUGCCUGGUACUAUUACUGUUCUGUGCUAUGUCACCGAAUAUAGAUCAAACUCUAGUCAAAGCUUCGACAUAGUUGAUGCUUCAGCGAUUAUGAAUUCUCAUUCUUUGAAUUCAUCUUUAAAAAUCUUUUUAAAAGGAUUUUACUCUCGAAAUACUACACAGGAAUUUAGUCUUCCUUCUUUUGGAAAAGAAGAUGUGGUACUUGUGACAGGAAAAUUUCGUGUAGUCGAAUACAUAAACGAAAAAAACGAAACUCUUUCAGCCAUAAAAAUCGUUAUAAAUGACCUUGUUCAUUUUGGUAUUGAACUGACUAAUCUUCCGAAAUUUCCAGCUUUAGUCUGCAUGACUGCAAUAGUACAAGAACUCCCGAAAGUUGAUGGUGAUGAUGCAACUAUGGUUGUUGUGAUGACUGACUAUAUGGACCAAGAUUCAACAUCUACUCAAAUGAAUUGCUACUACCUUGCAACAGCUCCGCAUUUGAUGCGUGUAACUAGAGCUAUAAAAAAAAAUUCACUUCUUUUUAUUAACGGAGAGUUUCUUUUGUAUAAUAAUAAAAUUUUUGUGCAUGUUAAAAAUAUAACCUUUUCGGGUUACCAAAAAUCCUUAGAAAAUACAAACACUUCGGCUGAAAUCCCUUGGGAAUCUGAACUUCAUAAUGAACCAAACAAACAUGUUAGCUUCGCUGAAACGAUAGCUGAAAGAUUUGAUCGCAAUGCUAAGAAUAAAGAACCUUUGUCAGUACCUGAACUUUCCUCUAAAAACAAACCUUCUUCUAAAAUCAAACCCUCCUCUAAAGUCAAACCUUCAUCUGUAAUCAAACCCGUCUCUCCGAUAAAACCUUUUUCUGUGAAAAAACCUUCCUCUUUAACAGACCUAGCAAAAGAUGCAUUAACUAAUUCAACUGAAUUAGAUCUAUUGCCGAAUUCAACUGAAAUAGGUCUGUUGCCUAAUUCGACUGAACCGGAUCUGUUGCCUAAUUCAACUGAACAAGAUCUGUUGCCUGAUUUAACUGAAUCUGAUGUGUUAUCUCCUAUAGAUGUUGACGUUCUGUCAGAAUAA
Scutellospora calospora is the source of this 1063-nucleotide messenger RNA. NCBI's taxonomy places the organism in Eukaryota, Fungi, Glomeromycota, Glomeromycetes, Diversisporales, Gigasporaceae. The record is from the annotation of a GenBank genome assembly.